Messenger RNA from Anastrepha obliqua, 1566 nucleotides. RefSeq lists its product as uncharacterized. NCBI's taxonomy places the organism in Eukaryota, Metazoa, Arthropoda, Insecta, Diptera, Tephritidae. The transcript has 3 exons. Bases 1 to 1566 code for a protein of 521 amino acids. The record is from RefSeq and is a predicted model, not a curated record.
AUGGUGAUUACCAACAAGAAAGCAACGUUGGCGACAACAACCUCAACGACGACUACAAAAGCAACAACAACGAAUAAAUCAAAACAACAACGGCAAACGGUUGGUGCUGCUGUAGCGGCCGGUACAACAACAUGGGGUUCAAUAGGUAGCGUCCAGCAGAAACAAAAGCAGGAACCACAACAACAACAACCAGAUAUUGACGCUAAAAAGAAUACCAAGCCUGAGAAUCAGGAAAACACCGACAACAACAACAAAAACGACGAUAAAAUCGCCGUUGAAAGUAAGCAGUCCAAUGUUAAAAAUCACAGCAAUACCUAUAAACAGAAUAAUAUUACCCAUGAUGGCAACAGCACGCAAAAUAGCAACAAAAACAGUGAGCCGGCUAAUAAUACACUAACAACCAAAACAAUUGCUACACAAACGAUAAAAACACCGGUAAUUUCCGCUACAGAUACGAAACCGAAAUCGGUGCGAAAAAGCGACAGUAUCGAUAGUAAGGAAAAUGCAUGCGUCCCAAAAAAACAAAAUGACAGCUGCAAUCAGACGAAACCAAUAUCGCAAGAGCAGCAAUUGCCGCGUAAAGUGACAACGGACACAAUAAACCAAAGCAACAACGGCAAUAAUAAUACUCGCUUUAACAAGAAUGCUAAGAAACAUCAGCAACAAGCCACCGGGCAAGCUGUUGGUCGAAAUAGUCAGAACAACAAAAACAAUAACGGUAACAAGAGCCAAAAUAGCAAAGUUUUCACGAACAGCAACAACAAAAUCCGUUGGAAGCGAGUUGACAACUGUAGCAGCAUAAUAUUUAGCACUAAUCAUCAUUACAACAAUUAUAACCACAGCAGGAACAACAAUAAUAACAAAAGCAACAAAUAUCGUAUAUCAAAUUCCAACACAUCCAGCAUCAUCACCGACGACGACGAUGACUAUCGUGAUGAUAUUGCUGAUAUGACCGAUACCGAUUCGGUAUACUCUCAUGAGUGGCAGAAGAAAAGCGCACGUUAUCAACAACUAAAACAAUCAAAUAAAAAAACACCAAGUGGUAGUGAUUUAUUGACCGCCGCACUGAUGGUGCCUUGUCAAAAGUGCAACAAAACGCUAACGCCAAGUGGGGGGGUUACGUUCGCGAAUGCGCGCCAAUACCGCAAAUCCAAGUCGUAUAUGGGUGGCGGGGCGAAUGGAGCUGAUGGCACUGGUAGUGCACGUCAUUCUAUUGCUUCCGUAGAUAGUUUGCAAAAUCUAAAUAAUAGCAACGGUGGCCAUCGCUAUCAGCGUUCGGUUAGCGAUCGUCGCACUUCGUUUGAUCGUGUAUUUGCCGAACGUAAUAAGGAUUUUGUACCAAUUGUGCAGCCAACGCGCCCUGUGCUCGCAUCGUCGAACAUCGAAUGUGUAUUAACCGAUACAGAAAGGAUGACUCUGAUCGAGCGCUUGGGGAAGACACGCUUGACAUAUCCAAUAAUGCAGAUCGCUGCUAUUUUCUCCCCAACUGCUGCGCAAACUUGCAUUGAAUCUGUAGCUAUUCACAACAAAAGCUUCGCGCACCAAAAUCUACCGCAACCUUUCUAA